CCGCUGAGAUCAAAACAACCACGUGCAAGAGACGAUAAGCAGCGAGCGUAUAUUGCACUAUACUAGUAUCGAGUUCUUUAUUGGCUACGGAAGCAAAGUCAAGAUCGAGCCAGGACUCACAUAAACUGACCAAAAAUGCGCGACUGUCGUGGAUAGAUGAUCUUUGAGUAACCACCACUUGAGUACAACAGUAGUGAAAGGUCUUGGAGUAGAAGAGGGAUUUAAAUUCAAUGUAUCCGACCCGAACCAAGACUGAUAGCCCUUACUCUGGGAACAAAAGCGCAUAAAGUGCUUAACCUUUUAUCUUAAGCCUUCCAGGCACGAGGCAUUGCCAGACCCAGUGUCACCGUUAGGCCCAUUCGAUCUCUGAAUACUGAACGAUCAAAUUGCCAAGAGAGCUUUUCUGUCGGCUUUUGUGCUGUGUGCUGCCGCAUGGGUACCAUAGAGUGCAAACAAUUACAGUGUAAGUUCCGAGUCACAGCUAAUUUCUCAGCUCAGCCUUGUGUACACACACGCACCGGGGUUUGUUGACUUUAAUAAACAUUAGAGUUGGCGGUCCUUGCCCGCCCCAAAGCGCUGUGCUGUGCCGGCAUUAGGUAAAGUCUGCGAUAAAAGUGCCGCUUCUCUCGCUUUGACAUGGCGUUCGGCAGAGAGGGCUCGGGGGAGCCGAGCUGGCAGCGACCCGACGCCUCGCAGAGCCCUCACUGGAUGAAGGUACUGGAAGAGAAGUACCAACGGCUGCACGCAAAAAUACUGAACCAGUCGGCCAGAUUCACUUUCCGUCGCCCGUCGCACGUCGCCGCACAGACAAACAUCGCGCGUCGUACUAAAGCAGCAGCACUGCGACAGAGUAAAGAGCGUAGCGGCAACAACAGCAGCAGCAACAACAACAACAACAACAACGACAACAGCACUGUGGAUUACGACGACAAAUCAGGCCCCGGUCCUUCAAGUGCUUCGGUGUGUCAAGACAUCGCUAAUGAGGCGGAAAGCGUAGAGUACCCGCGGCGAGAGAGCCUUGCCAAGACAGAGGGAGUUCGCAGCUCUGUCACCUGUGCCGAUCUACGCGCUAGCGAGUCAGAAACACAGGCUGGUAAACCCUUUUCAAGCACCGAUGGUGGUACUGGUGACAUAAGGCUACUUGUAGAAGACCAGGAGGCCCCGGGGUAUGUUCAUAACACGCCAUACACUUCGGGCAACGUGACACGCGUUCCUUCAAGUCUUGCGCUCACUCGCCUGUCUUCGGCUUACGACCCGAGCAACGCUCAUCGUGGGACCGGCGGUGACAGUCAACAAGCAUCAGAACUUCGACUCGCCCUCGAUUCCCACCUCGCUGAGGAAAACGACAACUAUUUGAACAACGACUACAACCUACAAGAGGACAACGAUAAUGAUGAUGAUGUUUUCUUGUUCAGGAAUACUGGCCCCAUCAUUGAAGGUGAGGACGAAGACGUUUACGAACAUUGUGUAGGUGAAAACGGUAACGAGGAUGGGGAAGAAGACGAGACCUUAAAGUGCCAAACAGCACGAGAAGGCGGCAUGGAGGUGAGCAAGCCACGUCGGCGUCAGCACCGCGCUGUGAAAACGUCCAUGAGUCGCGUCAGUCUCAAGACCACUAAGUCUUGUCCGGCUACGUUCCUCAACAAUCCUGCUCUGGCACAUAUCAGUACAGACCCCAACAGCAAUAGCAACAACAACAACAAUAAUAACAACAAUAAUAACAACAUAAACAGCAAGAAUGGCGGACGUGUUGGGAUUCUCAGUCAUGAUGUCCCCGAGAGUGUGUUGCCUCUCACUUCACGAGGCGUUCACGAGGGUCGUAUGCGAGUUUUCGCUCGGAUGUCUCUCGAGGCACGACACGCCGUGGAUGAAACGUUGAAGGAGAUGAAAAAGGAGGAAGACCGUCAGUCGCAGGCCUACGCACCCAGCAGGAGCCGAGAAGAGACGGAGAUCAUACCGUGGCCUGGGGAUCCCGAUCAGCGCCGGACUGAAACGGACGCAUUCUCCAUCCAGAACAACACGAGUGGUCAUGGGAACGGGAGAUCAGCGGUGGGCGGGGACGAGGACGGCAGGAGUAUCCUGGCUGGAAGUGACGUGUCCUUACCGAGUGAUCACAGCACAGCCUACGCAUUGAGAGAGAACCCCGAAGCCAACAAUCGUCUUCACAACAAUAACAAUAGUAAUAACAGCAAUAACAACAACAGCUUUAUCAACAAUUCAAACAACAAUGGAAGCAGUCCUGGAUACUUUCAAAGGGAUUCAGGUAAGGUUCAAGAUCUAUCUCGAACGGUCAAAACCUCGGCCAGAAAACUACCCCAAAUGCAUCACGCUGGUGUUGCUAUGUCGAACUCUUUUCCUAGCCCGCACGCCCGACUGCCAGACAUUGGUCAAACGAUGCCCAACUUUAGGGAGACCACAUUCGAGAUAACACCUCCUGAUUUUGACAUUCGGUUCCAUCACGUCAUUACCUGUAACCAAGGCAACAGAGAAACGCCACCACCGGAUAUUCGCCAGCAGUCCAUAGAGAAAUGCCAACAAUGGCUUGUUCGGUAUACUCCAAGACGGUGACGCUCUAAUGGCACAGGAAAGGAAUUGGGAAGUAUAAUAAUUGCCGAUAAAGCUUUACUUUUGCCCUUGUUGAAAAUUGUUUAAUCUUAAAAGUCAAACAAAAGUAGUAUUAUUCAAUUAAUCCCCAUUUUGUGUAAAAUUGUUAUCACUCACCUACCAAUCACAUGUUUUACUAGAUAGUCACUACUUUGCCUCCUGUCAUAACGCAUUGUUCUACCAUUCCCAAAUAAUAAUAUUAUAUUCAUGUAUAUAUCGCAGAACCUCAGUUCACGGUACAAAUUACACAACCUUAUUAUACAAAUCACGUUUUUCUAUAUUUUUUCGAAAGGGAGGGAGGGGGAGUGGCGUUACAACAUUUCCCCAACUUAAGAUACGUUUCCUUUCGACCUUAGAAGCCCAAAAACACGAGCGAAAGAUUAAUUUGUCAAAUGAACACUCAGACAAACAUGUUUAUGAUUACUGCAUAUUAUUGACACAGAUAUAUGUAUAUAAACACGUAGACACGCGUACACACAGACACGCUUCCAUGCACACAAAAUGUGGACGUACGCGCUCAUGAGCACUCAAAGUUAUGCUUUCCUUUUCCCACGCUCGUCUUUCAUUUAAAACACAAGACACAGCCAAAUGCUAACUCGCAUACAAGUGCCUUUAAUUAAACAUAAUGUUAUCAAACGGAUUGCAUUAUCAGGUCUAAUGGGGGGGGGGGGGGGGGGUUCAGAAAAAUACCAUGACAAGGCCCUCCUUUCAUUAAGAUGUGUAUAAAAUAUUAUGCUAAGUCACUACUAAACAUAACCAGAUCUUUCAUCAUAACAGCCACACUCUGUUGCAUCUACGGUUAAAGAUUAUAUAUAUAUAUAUAAUUAUUUUUUUAAAUAAAAAAAAAUAAUUUAACGGAAUAUUAUUGAGGACUUUGUAGUAAGCCAAACUUCUUUCUUACAUUUCAUAUCUACUAAUUACUGUGCUAGUUCUAGGGAAAAAGCCUGUUAGGUUUUGAUGAUUCAUUUAAGUACUAAAUAUGAUUCUCCCAUAUUACUGAAUCUGUUGGCAAAAUUUUCAGUGACAUGUACGAGUACAAUAAAUAAACGACUUUAAAAUAAGUUGAGGUUUAAAAAAAAUUGCUGUUUAAAUUCCCGAUGAUAAAAAAAUGCUUAAAUGCUAAUAAUGAGUUCGUGAUCGUGGGUAAUUAAAUUCUGGAAUAUGUUCAACGUCAAAGAAAUCGUUUAUGCAAGUCGGCAUUAAAAACUGACAAGAAGAGGAUAACAGACAGGAAGAAAGGAAGAAAGAAUGAAGAAAUGCUUUUGUCAAAGUAUUAUUUUAUACUGACGUAUACUUUCCAGAAGAGCCAUCCGAAUAUUCAGCAAUUUUAAUUUUUUAGCCUAGUGUUCAAAAUACCUAUCUGACGUCUCUGUCCUUUUUUUCAUUUCUUACUGUUGUUGCUUUUUAAAAAAUUAGGCACCUCGUGUGUUUAAAACGCGUUUCCCAAAGACCAUUCAGCUUUACUUGAAAGGGUAAUUUAAAAUAUAAACGAGACUUGAAAUGCUUUUUUAAAAAUAUUUGCAAUUAUUUUGUGCCUGAGGAUACAAAUAUGUAGAUGCGAAGGAACAAAUAAAUGAACAAAAUUCAAUGAUAUUGGCUAGUUGAUACUCUUUCUGCCACUCGCCCAGAACAUAAUGUUAAUUUAUGUUCGACUUUUUUGUCAUGUGCACAAUAUUUAUCCACACAGGGGUUUAGGGAUUCUCUGAAAGAUGUGUUACUUACCCGUUUCAUAUCACGUUGUUAUCAACAUUACAGGUUAUUGGGGUUGUUUUGGUUGUUUGUUUUAUUUACUGAAUCAGUAUUAUUUAAAACGUAAAAAUUGAAGCCCCCAUUAGCAUUGUCCACUGCACUUAAAGUUUCAAUGUGUUAGAUCCCGACAGUCUACUAACUGCUUUAAUGCCUUUCCUGAAGAUAUUUCUAUCCUCGAGGGUUUGAAGUGGUGUAUACCACACAGCUUCUGAUUAUCAGAAAACCAAUAAUUCUGAAUCUAUAACAGUAUGAACAAAGGCACAGUGCGUAUCAAUUUCAUGGUGCUAGAAACUGGAGGCCAGAUGUCUAAAAGCCAUUGCCUCUCCAAAGUUCAGAUUGGUAUACCAGUGUACCUGAACGGUUGGACGGGUGUACCAUAGACCAGUAUCAUUCCUUUUUCAUGAAACCGAUAAGAGUUUCUCAAAAUAUCGAUAACACUCGUUCUUGGGAGUUAUAAUGGGAACACACUCAACUUUAUGCGUUGACUUAUUGAUUUUACAGGGCAUUUGAAAUUUGAGAGCUUUUUUUAUACCCUCUCAUAUCAAUGUGCUAAGGGGUUGUAUGUUAGAUUUAUCUGUUCUGUACUGAAAUUGUGAUUUAUGUGAGCGCUGUGUUGGAUAGAGAUACAAAGUGAAGAAUGUGUGAAGGAAUAGAUAGAUAGAUAGAUAGAUAGAUAGAUAGAUAGAUAGAUAGAUAGAUAGAUAGAUAGAUAGAUAGAUAGAUAGAUAGAUAGAUGUUUCGUUUUAGUGAGUGUAUACGUAGCCUGUGCAACUCAGGAAUGGGGGUGGGGGAGGGAGAUCAAAACUGACAGACAAACAGACAGAAAGAUAGACAUAUAGACAAACAAUGAAAACACUGUUCUUUCAACAUGGGAUCAUAAAUUAAAUGUAAUGCUUUUUACUAUAUUAUAUGGUUUUGGGAAGUCCAAAGAAACCAUUUUCAACAAAUUAGAGUUACAGAGACCUCAGACAUACUUGCUAAUUGAGCCUAUGACAGACGCACAGGGGGAGGUAUUGCCGGCCACUCCGAACAGGAACCAUUGAAAUCUGAAUGUCUUAGGUUUCAGUCCCAGUCUGGGGGGUAAAACCUAUGUUCUCCAUGCAAGAAUAUUCUUUGUAUUCUACGGACGGGCCAUUGUUAGAUUUUUCUUUGUGUGUUUGUACAUGUGUUUCGUUUGAGUUUGUUUUGUAAAAAAAAGUGGAGGCAUGUACCCGUUCUCCGCAAUGACGCAUCAUGCUUCUCCCAUCCCAUUACCUGAAUUUGAUUUAAAACGACUCUUCCCAAGAUCUUUGUUGUGUAGGCACUGUCCCCAAAAAAUCUUCGGAUAAAAGUGUUGCAACAUCUUGAUUUUUAGAUCAGAUCAAAGAACCCCCCCCCCCCCAACAAAUUCAUCUUUUGUUUCAAUUCCCCACUACAACACAGAUUUCCAGUGGUCUCUGGGUGCUGGAAUGUCAAGUAGAUGGUGAAUGUCAUGUAUUAUUAUAACUCAUUUUUAAAACGUUUAAAUUAGCAUAAUCCGUAGAGUGCCCCCCGGUCCGAUCACGAUGACACGCUGAUAGAUCGUUAAAUAAUGAGUAUACGCAAGACACACUGGAUUCUAUUGAGGCGUCAGUUUCAAUGUCUGAACGUAACACUUAUUGGAAGAUCGAUGGUUGAUUUAUCACAGAUUGUCGCUGGGUCACAGUCCUCUUUGUUUACGAAGCAAAACUGUUCUGAUGACGUGCGUUCUCUGAGCUAUGUGUAUCUACUUUUCGUGUGUAAACUAGAGAGCUUAAUUGUACUUAUUAACGACUUCGUUGCAAGCUUAACCUCAAAGCUAAAUGGGCUGUGUCUAAUGAAACGCUGUCCUCUAGUAGGUACGUAAACCUAAAGACGUCUUUGAUAAUUCGUUGCUUUCAGCUCCAGCGUUUCGAUCUCUGUGGUUAGCCUAGAAGCGAAAGUCUUCGGCUCUCGCUCAUUAUUCUAAAGUGUACGUAGACCUAACGCUAGUCUUUCUCGGAGCUGUCAGGCGUGAUCUAUCAAACACGUUGUCGGAUAAGUUAGGGAAUUCGAAGUCUUGGUUUGUUGUUGUUUAACACCUGAAUGCACGGGACAAAGGCCAGAGGUAAUGUCGACUCUAAACUGGGCCUUGCCAUAAACUGGAUAAUCUUUAUUGGUGCGGUCGAGUAUUCAGGCAGUUCAAACCGUGGCUGGAUAAGAAGAACGGGAAGGCUGUUAACGAACGUACUUACAUGGCGGGGGAUGAAAAAGGAGAAAAUAUCACUGACUCCCAAC
Messenger RNA from Aplysia californica (California sea hare), 6627 nucleotides. RefSeq lists its product as uncharacterized. Lineage: Eukaryota; Metazoa; Mollusca; Gastropoda; Aplysiida; Aplysiidae. The record is from RefSeq and is a predicted model, not a curated record. Bases 637 to 2568 code for a protein of 643 amino acids. The transcript has 2 exons.